Molecule: messenger RNA, 1752 nt
Organism: Jatropha curcas
Lineage: Eukaryota; Viridiplantae; Streptophyta; Magnoliopsida; Malpighiales; Euphorbiaceae
Source: RefSeq, a predicted model, not a curated record
CAACUGGGAAAAUUAACCAAACAAAAUGUCCGAGACAGCUUAGUACAACUACAAACUCGGUUCAAAAAAAAAAGGGUGCUUGGUACAAACUACAAACGUAUUCUCACUUCCCAUACCACUGGAACUAAAGCCUCUUCAGACUCCAUCUCUAUUCCUUUUGUCCAAAUUCCUCUCCAAAAGCCCUUUCUUUUAUAUGUCUAAAAUGUCAAGCAAUAGAGAAGACCCACUUCCAUACACAAAUAACCCAUCUUCCUCGUCCUCUCCGAUCACAGUUUCUGACCAUCUUGACACUACCUUCCUAACUGCAGACCCAUCUGGCUCUCACCUCGGCAGCGCCUCCAAUAGCUUCCAGAACGACGCCGGUUUUCUCAACGAAAGCGCCAGCAGCAGCGACGUCGAGUUCGGCUUCUCUAGGCCUGAGUUCAGACAGAGCCCGCUUGCUGGGACUGUGCAGUUCUAUGAGCGUCAUGUGUUCUUAUGUUACAAGCAUCCUUCUGUCUGGCCACCGAGGAUUGAGGCUGCUGAGUUUGAUCGGUUGCCUAGGUUGCUCUCUGCUGCUGUCAUGGCUAGGAAGAGUUACAUGAAGAAAGAGACUCGCUUGACGAUUUGUGAGGGGCAUGAUGGGAUCGAGACAUCAAAUGGAGAUGUAUUAAUCUUCCCAGAUAUGAUCAGAUACAGCAAAGGAUGCAGGAGAUUGACACAUUUUGAUGUCGACACAUUUGUUGAGGAAGUGCUUGUGAAGGAUGGUGAAUGGCUGCCUGGAACUCCAGAAAUACUAAAGGGUAGUUAUGUUUUUGUAUGUUCUCAUGGGUCCCGAGAUCGUCGGUGUGGUGUUUGUGGACCUGCUUUAGUUAGUAAGUUCAAAGAAGAGAUAGAAUUACAUGGACUUCAAGGCAAAGUAUCUGUCAGCCCAUGCUCUCACAUUGGAGGGCACAAGUAUGCAGGGAAUGUCAUUAUAUUUGGAUCAAGUCUCAGUGGGGUCAUCACUGGACACUGGUAUGGAUAUGUCACUCCUGAUGAUGUCUCCGUAUUACUUGAGCAGCAUGUUGAAAAAGGAGAGAUAGUAGAUUGGCUAUGGAGGGGCCAAAUGGGUUCAUCUGAAGAAGAACAAAUCAAAUCCCAAGAACUAAGGCUCCAACUAAAUGGAGAGACAGAUGUAGGAAAGAACAGUAAAAAGUUGACACAAACGCAGAUAGAUGAAGCAAGCACCGGCGCACUAAGUACUAAAUUAGAAGUUACAGGAUGUUGCCAGCAAAAUGGAAGAUCUUCUUCUUGCUGCCAAAACCCCGUUUCACCACAAAAGGAGACUCUGGAUGCUAAUGAUAAGGGUAUAAAGGUGUCACCCGAUAAGAAGAAUAGCAAGAGACAACUAUCCCGGAUGAACAGUGGAAAAGGGUUGUCUACGCGUAGGAUUUGUGCUAUGCCUACAUGGUUUGAGAGCUGGGAGCGUGAAGAUACGUAUGCGGCUCUUGCUGUGGUCUGCGCUGCAGUGUCGGUUGGUGUUGCCUAUAGCUGCUACAAACAGUUGAGAUAGAACUUCCAAACCCAGCAUGUAGGUUAUUGUAUGUCCUUGAAUCCACUCUUUGCAAGAUUGGCUGGCAUUAAUGGGAAAAGGACCUUAAAGCAAAGUCCUUACUUCCAUGUGUGUAAGAAUUGUGAAUUAAUUUCUUUGUUUUGUAUUCUUGUAAAACUUGGAGUUUGUAAUUAUGCAUAUAAUUAAUCUAUGAGGUCUUUUUCCAAGCCUUAUGUCGA